Molecule: messenger RNA, 2387 nt
Organism: Aethalodelphis obliquidens (Pacific white-sided dolphin)
Lineage: Eukaryota; Metazoa; Chordata; Mammalia; Artiodactyla; Delphinidae
Gene: ZBTB48
Product: zinc finger and BTB domain containing 48
Exons: 10
Coding region: 91-2262 (723 amino acids)
Biological process (GO): regulation of immune system process; regulation of cytokine production; negative regulation of transcription by RNA polymerase II
Cellular component (GO): nucleoplasm; nucleus
Molecular function (GO): protein binding; RNA polymerase II cis-regulatory region sequence-specific DNA binding; DNA-binding transcription repressor activity, RNA polymerase II-specific
Source: RefSeq, a predicted model, not a curated record
GCUCUGACGUCACGUCCGGCGGCGGUGGCGGCGGCGGCGUCGUCUCUGUACGGUCGGCCCGGCACUUAACGCCGGGGCAGUUGACGGACCAUGGACGGCUCCUUCGUCCAGCACAGUGUAAGGGUUCUGCAGGAGCUCAACAAGCAGCGGGAGCGGGGCCAGUACUGCGACGCCACCCUGGACGUGGGGGGUCUGGUGUUCAAGGCGCACUGGAGUGUCCUCGCCUGCUGCAGCCGCUUCUUCCAGAGCCUCUAUGGGGAUGGCUCAGGGGGCAGUGUCGUCCUCCCUGCCGGCUUCGCCGAGAUCUUUGGCCUCCUGCUGGACUUUUUCUACACUGGCCACCUCGCCCUCACCUCGGGGAACCGGGAUCAGGUGCUCCUGGCAGCCAGGGAGUUGCGGGUGCCAGAGGCUGUAGAGCUGUGCCAGAGCUUCAAGCCCAAAGCCUCAGUGGGACAGGCACCAAGUGGCCAGAGCGGGCUGGGGAAACCCGCCCCUCGGGAUGUGAACAGCCACCUCAAGGAGCCAGCAAGCUUGGAGGAAGAGGAAGUUUCGAGGACGCUGGGUCAAACCCCCAGGGAUCAGGAGCUCAGCGGUAGUCCCAGCCUCCAGAGGUCCCAGCUUGGUCUCCCUCCUCAGAGUGAGAACCCCUCCUUCCUCCGUGGGAAACUCAAGCAGGCUCUGAAGCUUAGUCCCCCUGAGAACAAGGAGCCUGAGGAUGGCAGAGUGCCCCCAAGGCCCUUUGAGGCUGAAGGUGUCCAGCUGCAGGGCGGGAGUAACGAGUGGGAAGUGGUGGUUCAAGUUGAGGAUGAUGGGGAUGGCGAUUAUGUUUCUGAGACUGAGACUGUGCCGACCAGGAGGAAAUCAAACGUAAUCAGAAAGCCCUGUGCUGCCGAGCCAGCCCUGAGUGCAGGUUCCCGGGCAGCCGAGCCUGCUGAGAACAGAAAAGGUACAGCGGUGCCGGUUGAAUGCCCCACAUGUCAUAAAAAGUUCCUCAGCAAAUAUUACCUAAAAGUUCACAACAGCAGGAAACACACUGGGGAGAAACCCUUUGAGUGUCCCAAAUGCGGGAAAUGUUACUUUCGGAAGGAGAACCUCCUGGAGCACGAAGCCCGGAACUGCAUGAACCGCUCGGAACAGGUCUUCACGUGCUCCGUGUGCCAGGAGACAUUCCGCCGGAGGAUGGAGCUGCGGGUGCACAUGGUGUCCCACACGGGGGAGAUGCCCUACAAGUGCGCCUCCUGCUCGCAGCAGUUCAUGCAGAAGAAGGACCUGCAGAGCCACAUGAUCAAGCUGCACGGAGCGCCCAAGCCCCACGCGUGUCCCACCUGUGCCAAGUGCUUCUUGUCCCGGACGGAACUGCAGCUGCAUGAGGCUUUCAAGCACCGUGGGGAGAAGCUCUUUGUGUGUGAGGAGUGCGGCCACCGGGCGUCGAGCCGAAACGGCCUGCAGAUGCACAUCAAGGCCAAGCACAGGAACGAGAGGCCGUACGUCUGUGAGUUCUGCAGCCACGCUUUCACCCAGAAGGCCAAUCUCAACAUGCACCUGCGCACGCACACAGGCGAGAAGCCCUUCCAGUGCCACCUCUGCGGCAAGACCUUCCGCACCCAAGCCAGCCUCGACAAGCACAACCGCACCCACACCGGCGAGAGGCCCUUCAGCUGUGAGUUCUGCGAGCAGCGCUUCACGGAGAAGGGGCCCCUGCUGAGGCACGUGGCCAGCCGCCACCAGGAGGGCCGGCCCCACUUCUGCCAGAUCUGCGGGAAGACCUUCAAAGGUGCCUUGGCCCUGCCCCGGGUGAGCCCCGGGUUGGGGAGAGAGGGCCACAGGGGCUGUCACAGGCUCCUCCACUGUGGAAGCUUCUGGCCCGCAGGCAGGGGCGGAGGCUCCCCAGGGCCUUGGGCAGUAGUGACCUCAGGGUGGCGCCGGAGAGCCUGGCAGGGCCCAGAACCACCGCCGCAGGCUGUGUCUCCUCUCCGGGCUGGAGCCCUGCUCCCGCCCCGACACUGGGCCCUUCCCUCCUGCAGCCGUGGAGCAGCUGCGCGUGCACGUGAGGAGGCACAAGGGGGUCAGGAAGUUCGAGUGCACCGAAUGCGGCUACAAGUUCACCCGGCAGGCCCACCUGCGGAGGCACAUGGAGAUCCACGACCGGGUGGAGAACUACAACCCACGGCAGCGCAAGCUCCGGAACCUGGUCAUCGAGGACGAGAAGAUGGUGGUGGUGGCGCUCCAGCCGCCCACCGAGCUGGAGGUGGGCUCGGCUGAGGUCAUCGUGGAGUCGCUGGCCCAGGGUGGCCUGGCCUCCCAGCUCCCUGGCCAGAGACUGUGUGCGGAGGAGACCUUCUCGGGCCCGGGCGUCAUGGAGCCCUCGCUCAUCAUCACGGCCGCCA